Molecule: messenger RNA, 5264 nt
Organism: Peromyscus leucopus (white-footed mouse)
Lineage: Eukaryota; Metazoa; Chordata; Mammalia; Rodentia; Cricetidae
Gene: Ptpro
Product: protein tyrosine phosphatase receptor type O
Exons: 27
Coding region: 463-4113 (1216 amino acids)
Biological process (GO): podocyte differentiation; regulation of glomerular filtration; axon guidance
Cellular component (GO): GABA-ergic synapse; plasma membrane; glutamatergic synapse
Molecular function (GO): Wnt-protein binding; protein tyrosine phosphatase activity; cadherin binding
Source: RefSeq, a predicted model, not a curated record
UGGCCUGGGGGCUGCCUAGCGAUGGGAAGCAGGCAGGCCCUGGUGGGAGGACCCGGGAUCUGCACUUCAGGAGUUCCUGGCUCGGAGAGAGAACACCCCUGUUGCUAGGGGGCCGCUGAGAGCUGCCUGCCUGCGCAGCCCGGCCGCUCCCUCCUCACGCCGACCCCUGCCUCGCAUGGCAACCGCUAUAGCUGUGGCGCAGAGCCUCGCCCACUGCCAUCCCCACCCUCUCCAUCCUUAGCCAUUAAGCAACGCCGGCUCCUGGCACGUUCUCGCCAGACUCGGGCUCAGAAGAGGAGAGCGAUCCAUCCGGAAGCGCAGGGGGACCGGCCAGGCGACAUGCGGCCGCCGGGAGCCUCCCGGGCGCCUGGGGUCUGAGGCUGUCAGCCAAGACCGGUCAUUGUGAGCGCCACGGGAACCCGCUGGCGCUGCCGUCCCUCCCGGGUCCCUGGACGCGCCACGAUGGGGCACCUGCCCCGAGGAACGCGCGGGGGCCGCCGCCUGCUGCCUCUACUCGGGCUCUUUGUGCUGAUCAAGAUUGUUACAAUGUUCCACGUGACUGUUCAAGAUGACAACAACAUUGUUGUGUCUUUAGAAGCUUCCGAUAUCGUCAGCCCAACAUCUGUGUACGUUGUGAGGGUAGCUGGAGAGUCCAAAAACUAUUUCUUCGAAUUUGAGGAAUUUAACAACACGUUGCCUCCUCCUGUGGUCUUUAAGGCCACUUAUCAUGGUCUUUAUUACAUAAUCACUCUGGUGGUGGUCAACGGGAAUGUGGUCACCAAACCCUCCAGAUCAAUCACCGUGUUGACAAAACCUUUGCCUGUAACCAGUGUCUCCAUAUAUGACUACAAACCUUCUCCUGAAACAGGAGUACUGUUUGAAAUUCAUUAUCCAGAAAAAUACAACGUGUUCAGCAGAGUAAACAUCAGCUACUGGGAAGGGAGGGACUUCAGAACAAUGCUGUACAAAGACUUCUUUAAAGGGAAAACAGUAUUUAAUCACUGGCUACCAGGAAUAUGUUACAGCAACGUCACCUUCCAGCUGGUAUCUGAGGCAACUUUUAAUAAAAGUACACUUGUGGAGUACAGUGGUGUGAGCCAUGAACCCAAGCAACACAGAACAGCUCCAUAUCCUCCUCGAAACAUCUCUGUUCACUUUGUCAAUUUGAACAAGAACAACUGGGAAGAGCCAAGUGGGAGCUUCCCCGAGGACUCAUUCAUCAAACUGCAAAAUCCGAUCGGAAGGGACAGACUCUUCCACUUCCCUGAAGAAACUCCGGAGACUCCCCCGAGCAACGUGUCUUCGGGUUGGCCUGACCCGAACAGCACUGACCACGAGAGCACAUCUCAGCCCUCCUGGUGGGACAGCGCCUCUGCGGCCCCUGAGAACGAGGAGGACUUUGUCAGUGUGCUGCCCAUGGACUAUGACAGCGACACCACGCUCAGCCGGACGGAGAAGCCCACGUCUGACCCUUUCUCUGCCUUCCCCGUGCAGAUGACACUGAGCUGGUUGCCACCAAAACCUCCCACAGCCUUUGAUGGAUUCAAUAUCCUCAUAGAGAGGGAAGAGAACUUUACUGACUAUUUGACAGUGGAUGAGGAAGCCCAUGAAUUUGUUGCAGAACUAAAGGAACCUGGGAAAUACAAACUCUCGGUGACAACCUUUAGUUCCUCAGGAGCCUGUGAGACUCGGAAAAGCCAGUCAGCGAAGUCACUCAGCUUUUAUAUCAGCCCCACAGGAGAGUGGAUUGAAGAGCUGACUGAGAAGCCACAGCACGUGAGUGUCCAUGUCUUAAGCUCAACUACAGCCUUGAUGUCGUGGACAUCUUCCCAGGAGAACUACAACAGCACCAUUGUGUCCGUGGUGUCACUGACCUGCCAGAAACAGAAGGAGAGCCAGCGGCUGGAGAAGCAGUAUUGUACCCAGGUGAACUCAAGCAAACCUGUUAUUGAGAAUCUGGUUCCCGGUGCCCAGUACCAGGUUGUGAUGUACCUAAGGAAAGGCCCUUUGAUUGGGCCACCUUCUGAUCCGGUGACAUUUGCCAUUGUUCCCACUGGGAUAAAGGAUUUGAUGCUCUACCCCUUGGGUCCCACAGCAGUAGUGCUGAGCUGGACCCGACCUUACUUGGGAGUCUUCAGAAAAUAUGUGGUUGAAAUGUUUUAUUUCAACCCGACCACCAUGACCUCAGAGUGGACAACCUACUACGAAAUAGCAGCGACUGUCUCCUUAACAGCAUCCGUGAGAAUAGCAAAUCUAUUGCCAGCGUGGUACUACAACUUCCGGGUAACCAUGGUGACAUGGGGAGAUCCAGAAAUGAGCUGUUGUGACAGUUCCACCAUCAGCUUCAUAACAGCCCCCGUGGCUCCAGAUAUCACCUCCGUGGAGUACUUCAACAGCCUGCUGUACAUCAGUUGGACCUAUGGAGAUGACACCACUGAUCUGUCCCAUUCUAGAAUGCUGCAUUGGAUGGUAGUUGCAGAAGGGAAGAAAAAAAUUAAAAAGAGUGUAACACGCAAUGUCAUGACUGCCAUUCUCAGCCUGCCUCCAGGAGACAUCUACAACCUCUCUGUCACAGCCUGCACCGAGAGAGGGAGCAACACCUCCAUGCUCCGUCUUGUCAAGCUAGAACCAGCCCCUCCGAAAUCACUCUUUGCAGUGAACAAAACACAGACAUCGGUGACCCUGCUGUGGGUUGAGGAGGGCAUUGCUGACUUCUUCGAAGUUCUCUGUCAACAGCUCGGCUCUAGCCAUGAUGCCAAACUCCAGGAGCCGAUAGCUGUUUCCUCCCACGUUGUGACCAUCUACAGCCUCCUUCCGGCCACUGCCUACAACUGUAGCGUGACCAGCUUCAGCCACAACAGUCCCAGUGUUCCGACGUUCAUAGCUGUCUCCACAAUGGUUACAGAGAUGAACCCUAACGUGGUGGUGAUCUCGGUGCUGGCCAUCCUCAGCACACUGUUAAUUGGACUGCUACUAGUGACCCUUGUCAUUCUCAGGAAGAAGCACCUGCAGAUGGCUAGGGAGUGCGGAGCUGGCACAUUCGUCAAUUUUGCGUCCUUGGAGAGGGAAGGGAAACUUCCCUACAGUUGGCGUAGGAGUGUCUUUGCUUUCUUAACCCUGCUGCCUUCAUGUCUUUGGACUGAUUAUCUUUUGGCAUUUUAUAUUAACCCUUGGAGUAAAAAUGGCUUAAAGAAGAGGAAACUAACUAACCCAGUUCAGCUGGAUGACUUUGAUUCUUACAUCAAGGAUAUGGCCAAGGACUCCGACUAUAAAUUCUCUCUUCAGUUUGAGGAGUUGAAACUGAUUGGACUGGAUAUUCCACACUUCGCUGCAGAUCUUCCACUGAACCGAUGUAAAAACCGCUACACAAACAUCCUGCCAUAUGACUUUAGCCGAGUGAGACUAGUCUCCAUGAAUGAAGAGGAAGGAGCAGACUACAUUAAUGCCAACUAUAUUCCUGGAUACAACUCACCGCAGGAGUACAUCGCCACCCAGGGGCCACUGCCGGAAACCAGAAAUGAUUUCUGGAAGAUGGUCCUACAGCAGAAGUCUCACAUCAUCGUCAUGCUCACUCAGUGCAACGAGAAAAGGAGGGUAAAAUGUGACCAUUACUGGCCAUUCACAGAGGAACCCAUCGCCUAUGGAGACAUCACCGUGGAGAUGAUCUCUGAGGAAGAGCAGGAGGACUGGGCCAGCAGACACUUCCGGAUCAAUUAUGCUGACGAGGCACAGGAUGUGAUGCAUUUUAACUACACAGCCUGGCCCGAUCAUGGUGUGCCUCCAACAAAUGCUGCCGAAAGCAUCCUGCAGUUUGUGUACAUGGUUCGCCAGCAAGCCACCAAGAGCAAAGGGCCCAUGAUCAUCCACUGCAGUGCGGGCGUGGGACGAACAGGAACGUUCAUUGCCCUGGACAGGCUCUUGCAGCACGUUCGAGAUCAUGAAUUUGUGGACAUCUUAGGGCUGGUGUCAGAAAUGAGGUCAUACCGGAUGUCAAUGGUACAGACGGAGGAGCAGUACAUCUUCAUCCAUCAGUGUGUGCAGCUGAUGUGGCUGAGGAAGAAGCAACAGUUCUGCAUCAGUGACGUCAUCUACGAGAACGUCAGCAAGUCCUAGUUCUGAGUCCGGAGCAGUGAGGACAUGAUAUCUACCCCUGCUCCCUUGCUUCCGAGUUUUUGUAGGGGCCCUUUAGCUAAACUGAGUCCCUGCUGUGUAGUAUGUGGCCAAGGAGGUGAUUUGCCUCCUAGAACCAAGACUUAGCCUUAAGGAGCUCAUGGUAUCUCUUGGAGUCUUCACUUCUGGACGUUUGAUGGACCAAAUCCCUAGGAUUCCAGAAAGGUCAAAGUGCUCUGCAAAGGGCAGGAAGCUCAACUCUUCCUGACAAGUUAGCUGGCCCUUUGCUGCUUGGGCUGGGUUGAUUUUUUUAAGUGCAAUAAUUUUUGUAUAAUUGUGAUUUUAUCAGAACAUUGGAUUGUUAUCUGCCCACGUCAUUGAUCAAUGUCACAGCCCUGGAAAGAGCUAACAUUAUUACAGAGUUAUACCUCAUGAUUGAAGAGGCAUGGCCACACAGGAAGAAGCGAUAAAUCUACUUUAAAGAAAAUGAGCGAGUGUGAUCCACACUCCAACCUCGGAGCUACAGGAUCAGGAAUGGGUGGGCAGAUGGGGAAGAGAGAGGUUCUACCCACACACAUCAGCCAGCUUAUCUUUUCCUAUUUCAAAGAUGAAAACCUCUGUUUCAAAGUAGAGUAGGAAAAAAAUUACUUGUCUGACUUGUUGUAGUUCCCAGUGGGUUUCUUCCUUGUCGACAGUUGGGAGUUUCUUCCCUGGCCCUUUUGAACUAAUGUCACGGUCCUUUUCAAACAGCCAGAGCUGAUUCGGCAGUUUUGAGUCUGACUCCGACCUCUGUUGCUGUCUGAGCAAUCUUGGUGCCUAGCCUUUGCAUUUAUUUUUCUGUCCACCUGUGUACACAAGAGCAGUUUCUCAGAGAGCUAUAGGCUGUAAAAAUGCACUUUCUUUCCCCACCCAGGAAAGCUGGGAAUCAGAAGUUCUGACAACGGACUAGGCAUGCUAGGACAGCUAUCGGACACCAUCCCUUAAGAAUAUUGUUAGGCGUCUGUAUGGAUUCCGACAGAAGAUUCUCUUGGUUUCUUUCAUUUCUGUUGUCAGAUUCAUUUCAAUUGGUGUAGCUAGUGGCAUAUUAUUCUUUGGAUUUUGUAUGAUUAAAGUACAUGAUUGUGUGUUGUGACCAUGAACGCUGUCAAAAUGAA